ACAAUGGUUAUUUAGAACAAAAAUGGUGGUUUACUCAAAAAUUAAAAGAUUAGAGGGGUAAUACGGGUAUUUUGCGCGCAAAACCUAUUCCCUUCUCUGCAAACGUGUUUCUCCUCUUAUCGUUUGGUGCAAGCCUUAUUCCAUCCUGCUCCCAUUCGUUUUCUGCCAUUCAGCCGCGCACACCACCGUCAACCAGCUCCACUCCGCCGUUCAACCGCCGCUCACGACCAGAAAAUUAUAAAAUCAAUAGUGUUGAUGAUUUGCCAAUAUGAAUAAGUUAUUGGACUAUGGAAGGAAAGCCCUGUUUUAUGUCAGGGUACUUUCUGGAUAUGAAGAGCGAAGAAUACGGUCUUUUAGGAUGCAGCUUGAACAACGUGUCCUACAGGCACAAGCAAGGAAAGCAGCCAUAAAUAAAGUACCUGAGCAGAUCAUUUUAUCUGAAGUUCGUCGAAUGGUUGAAGAGAUGCAAGCUUUGAACAAGAAGCUGGAAGAAACAGAGGUAGCCAUCGAAGAAUACUUCAAGCCUCUUGACAUGGAGGCUGAGGUUUUGAUGAAGAUGCAACUUCAAGGGGAAGAAAACAAAUCGGAGAUGAUGAUGAAAGCACUGCAGGAACAAGCCAUGCGUCAAGAAGUUGAGGCAAGAAAAAGUAGAAGUAUGCAUCAAACAGACAACAUUGAAACUAACCAAAAUGCAUCCGAGACUCUGGUGAAAACGUGUAUAGGCGAGGAAGAAAAAACUUCAAAGGACAGUGUGCAUGAAGCAGACAAGGAAGAAAAAACUUUGAAACUUUGAAGAACAAACUAUUUGUAUUAUUUAAAAUUGCAUCUUGAGAUGCAAUCAUGUUAUAACAUUAACCUUUGUUUUUUGAGGUAUGGAAUGGUUAAAUAAUAAAUUUCCUGCAUGUUCUAAUUCUAAUAAUACAUGUAAAACAUGUAAAUUUUGUCAUAGUA
This is a messenger RNA of Trifolium pratense (red clover), 951 nucleotides long. RefSeq lists its product as uncharacterized. The transcript is spliced from 4 exons. The record is from RefSeq and is a predicted model, not a curated record. Bases 269 to 793 code for a protein of 174 amino acids. NCBI's taxonomy places the organism in Eukaryota, Viridiplantae, Streptophyta, Magnoliopsida, Fabales, Fabaceae.